This is a messenger RNA of Lineus longissimus, 1701 nucleotides long. RefSeq lists its product as uncharacterized. Bases 304 to 1023 code for a protein of 239 amino acids. NCBI's taxonomy places the organism in Eukaryota, Metazoa, Nemertea, Pilidiophora, Heteronemertea, Lineidae. The transcript is spliced from 2 exons. The record is from RefSeq and is a predicted model, not a curated record.
AAUAUUCGAUCUGUAUAGUGUUGGAUACGUUUGGCGAGUCUUCUGCAUUUUUCCACAUUAUUUGUUUCUGGAUACAAAUAUGGACCCGAGUUCGAUCCCAAUUUGAUUUUUCGGCAAAUUUUAACAGCGGGAUUCUACAUGAUAGGGGUUAAAUUCUAUUCUAGGUGUUCGUGGAUUUCAGGUUUAGACUACGCAUAAUCAAUUCUUUCUCUUUUUUUCUUUCAGUUUUGCAGAGUUUGCAACUGUAACUAAGCUAUAUAUCCAACAGACAGCUUUCUUUAUAGUGGAAGACCGAAGCCAGAUAUGAGUAAUAUAAACGCCUAUUAUUCUCAAGGAGCAGCGAAUUAUGACGACCUCGCCAAACAUCGGGACUUCUUUGAUCAGCCCUUUGGUGAGGAUUUAAAGAGAAUGACCAACCCUUCUCCCGGUCUCGAUAUAGUCGACAUGGCUUGCGGGACCGGAUACCUGUCUAAGGUGUUAGACAAACAAGGUAUCAAAACUACUAUUCUAGUGGAGCCAUGUAAAGAAUUGUUAACAUUGAGCGAGUCUGCCUUUCCGUCGGCCAAGGCCUACUGCAUGGAUGCGCUUGAGUUCUCGAAGCAACCGAUCAAGUAUGACCGUAUUGUGAUCAACGGAUCUUUCCACCUUUUCCCACUGGGCACGCUUGAGGAGACAGUCCUCAACUUCCGGUCGCAGUUGCGUAGUGGUGGGAUGGUCAUCAUCAUAUCACAAAUUAUCAGUCCUAUGUUUAAAGCUGCACGAGGAAUCGUUCACGACACCAGCUACGCGGGUAUCAAAGCUCUUAAAGCCGCUGGCUUUGAAGUCGCGUCCGAACCGAUGGUAACCAGGUACCAGUUCGAAAUACCACGAGAAGACUACGAAAAAUUGCAUAGAUCACGUUUCCUCUCCGAAGAAAGCGAACUUACAGAUGACGAGAUUGAACAUGGAAUAAAUGAGAUGAAUUUGUCCGACCCAGUUGUGUGCGAGUACAAGCAUAUAUGGGUCAUUGCUUCAAAACAGUAAUUAGUGCUCAAGGGCUGAAUAGGGAAGAAUUCGACAAACACACUUUUAGAAAUCGAGAAUAUUACUUUGACAACAUUUCCUUCACCAUUCGCAUCAAUCCUGACAGCGCCGCUAAUUCUUUGCUCGGCACUAAUCUACCGAGUGAUAAAAACGUUUUGUUUUUGAGUAAGGUUAAUAGAAUAUUUUCGUGAUUGGCUCAAAACCCCCAAAUAAUUGAUUUGCAUCGUUUAGAUACCAUACCAUACUUUUUAUAUUUAUAUCAAUGGAAGACCAAAGGCUGAAACUUCUUUUACACACUAUCUGGUUGUCAGUAGGGUGAAGCGAAAAGGCGAGAGGACAAAGCUAAGGCUAAAUUAGGUCCAUUAUCAACAAAGCCCUUCCUAAAUCUGUACUAUUGGUGAAGGAUACGCUGAUACGGAUAUAAGCAGACCACAUUAAAGGCCAUCCCUGGCUCAAAGCAAGCCUUGGGCGAUCCUUAGAGACUUGAGACGAAAUCUUGGGAGACUGAUCCUCCUGCUGAGGUAAUUUAGUCGAGUGUGGUUUUGAUGUCGCUUCAAAGUUACCCGAUGGAGUCUUAAGUCAUUUCUUCUUUGAGGUUUUCUAACUAUUCAUCAAUUUACUUGUAUGUAGCCAAACAAAGCGAAUGUUAAAGAUAAUAAAUGAUAAUAAAUAGGAAAA